AUGGCAUCUACAGACAGCAGGACACUGACAAAGCAUGAGCAGCUCACGCUCGUUAUUUCCAGUAAAGAGAAGGAAUCUUCAGGUCCACGAUUCCAGCAGUUGGCAUAUAAAACCAGGCAUCACUAUGACUGCACACCAUCCGUGUGUUUUAAGAAAACAGAAGCGUUCAUAAAUUUUACAGAGGAGACACUUACAGCUGCUGCGCCUUCACACUGCUCCCAUCGUCUCCUCACACCACGCGGCAUCAGCUACUCCGGCGGUUCUCCUCUGACCCACCGGGAACGGCAGAACACACACGACCGACCAGGCUCCGCAUCGUUCCACAGGAGCGCCUCGCGCUCUCACCGCGUGCAGCCGGGCCCGGGGCCGCGAUGCUGCGGGGAAGGUCGCCGCGCGGGCGGCACGGCCGGGCUCGAGCGCGGCCGUCUCCGAACUAACCGUCGUUGGCGAGCGGGCAGCGCCAUGAGCGGGCAGCCCCCGCAGCGACCGCUCUACUUCCCUCAUUUCCACGACCGCCCCGAGCCCGACGGCGGCGGCCCGCGGAACGCCUUGGGGGCCGCGUGUAGGCCGCGGCAGCCCCCGCCUCCCGCCGGAGUUCCCCGCUGGCCCGCGGGGCUGGCGGCCACCCCCUACGAGCCGCUGCGCUUCUUCUGCCCCGCGGCGGCCGAGGAGCGCGCGGCGAAGCGGCCGGACGAGCUGACGCAGCUGGAGGAGGAGAUCUGCGAGCUGGGCAUCCGCAUGAAGGAGCUGGAGCUGCUCGCCCUCAUCGGCGAAGAUUUCGACGCGCAGCAGUAUAAACUUCUGGAGGCACUGAGAGAAGAAAAGAUAGAACGUGUGAAAGCAAGGCAGAAACCGAAGCAGCAGCCCCCAGUGUGAUGGAGAUGCUUCGUCUGGAUGCUCUGUACUAUGGCAUAUUUUAAUGGAUCUUCCGCAGUACCUUUCUACUUACUACAUGCUAUUCCUUUAUUACAUUAAAAGAAAAUUCGUU
This is a messenger RNA of Gallus gallus (chicken), 988 nucleotides long. It is a transcript of the gene C11orf91, whose product is annotated as chromosome 11 open reading frame 91. The record is from RefSeq and is a predicted model, not a curated record. Lineage: Eukaryota; Metazoa; Chordata; Aves; Galliformes; Phasianidae. Bases 1 to 876 code for a protein of 291 amino acids. The transcript has 3 exons.